CUAACAAGUGCCAUUAUAUUCAAUUUAUCGCUUAAAAUACAAUACCUUUUUCAGGACGGUUCCUGCUAAGAUCUUGGGUGUAGAGAAGAAAGGUGGUGCAGUCUUUUAUACGAUUGAAUAUGACAACAAAGAGAUAGGCAAAAUCAACAAAUAUGACCUGAAACGAAGAUACCAAAUUACUGAGGAUGAUAUUCGCUCACUAAUCUCACUCAUGGCUUCUCAUGAUCAGGGAAAGCCGUGGCAGGUUGCUGAAACAUUCAAGAAGGAAUAUGGUAUCAAAGACAAGCUGGCACCUAUAUUUUGUUCAACGUCUCAUGCUAAGCCAUCAAAUAUAAUAGUGAACACCACUGGAAGGGAAGCGGCAAAUAAUGACAAUGAAAAGGACUCUGAGUCAGAUUCCGAUGCUCCUCUUGUAGUGUUUGUGGGGAGAAGGAGCAGCGUUGCCUUGCCACCUAAUGCCUCGUCAAAAGAUAUUGAAAAGCAGAGAAAGAAGGAGGAGAAAAAGAAGCAGAAGGAGAAGAAAGAGAAAGAAAAGAUUGAUAAGAAAGAGGAGAAAGAGAAGAAGAAGCAGACCAAAAAGUCUGAGAUGAAUGAAGCGAAAGAGAAUGGAGGUCUAGAUAAGUUUGUAACUUCAAAAACACCUGCGAAAGGUGUCGAUAAAUCAAACGCGAAUGCCAGCAGUCCUUUUCUUACACCACAGAAAUGGAGCGAAAAACGCUUUAACUCUGCUGUGGACAGAUUACGAGAAGCCUGGCGUAAAAGAGAUGAAGAAGAGUUCUUUACCGCUGCGUCACGUGCUGCAAAAUUGCUCUCCGGUGUGCAGAUCGAGAAAAUCCCUCACGAAUGUCACCGCUAUGCCGUACGCCAUGCUUAUGAAAAGAUAAAAGAUGCUGAGAUGUUGUAA
This is a messenger RNA of Strongylus vulgaris, 904 nucleotides long. NCBI's taxonomy places the organism in Eukaryota, Metazoa, Nematoda, Chromadorea, Rhabditida, Strongylidae. The record is from the annotation of a GenBank genome assembly.